CUCAGCAGCUGAUGGUGGACUUUUCUAGCCCCCUAAUCUGUAGUAUAUAUGGUGAUCAGUUGGUUUGGACAGCCAUUCCCUGCUUAAGCAAAAAUUAGAACUCUCCGGACAGGAGGUCCAAUUAGCCAGGAUGAGAAAUCUAAGCCCACAAGUCAACUUCUUCUUCAUUGCCUUUGUUCUGCUCAUGAUCUUGCCAAGCAUGGCCAUGGCAGAUGAUCAGCUUAAUAACAGUAUCGGAGCAACUGCGGUACAUGUGGCUGUGGGAGUGGUUCUUGACAUGAAGGAAAGGCUUGGGAAGAUGGGGUGGAGCUGCAUCUCCAUGGCUCUCUCUGACUUCUAUGCCUCUAAUGCCUUCUACAGGACUAGGGUAGUCCUAAAGCCCUGGGACUCCAAAGGCGACGACCUUGGUGCUGCUGCUGCAGCUCUGAACCUGCUGAAAUAUGCUCAAGUUCAUGCCAUUGUUGGUCCAUCAACAUCCAUGCAAGCUGACUUCGUAAUUGAUCUUGGCACCAAAGCUCAAGUACCCAUUAUUUCCUUCUCUGCGACAAGCCCUUCUCUAUCACCACUUCGGACGCCAUAUUUCGUUCGCGUCGCGCAGAACGAUUCCUCUCAAGCGAAAGCCAUUGCUGCCAUCGUUCGAGCCUUUGGAUGGCGAGAAGUUGUUCCAAUCUAUGUAGACAACGCAUUUGGGGAGGGAAUAAAGCCUUCUAUGGCCGAUGCCUUACACGAAAUCGACGCUCGGAUACCUUACUGGAGCGUCAUUCCUCCCUCGGCCACAGGCGAUCAAAUUGUUGCCGAGCUUUACAAGCUGAAGACAAAGCAAACUAGAGUGUUCAUUGUCCACAUGUUUCCUGAUCUGGCCUCUCAGCUGUUUAUGAAAGCAAAAGAGAUUGGAAUGAUGAGCGAGGAGUAUGUUUGGAUCAUAACCGAUGCAGUGGGAAAUGACUUGACUUCGUUGGAUCCCCAAGUCAUCGAUUCAAUGCAAGGAGUAUUGGGCGUAAAGCCUUAUGCCGUCCCAACAAAACAGUUAGCGAAUUUCAGAGGUAGGUGGAAAACCAUGUUUAAGCAAGGGAUUGAUGCUGACCUAAAUGUUUUUGGACUAUGGGCAUAUGAUGCUGCUACUGCACUGGCUAUGGCGGUGGAGGCAGUUGGCGCCACAAAUACUACUGCCUUUCUGGAGACGAACACAUCAAGAAAUUCAACAGAUCUUGAAACUUUGGGAGUCUCUCAAAUGGGCCCUAAACUUCUCCAAGCUCUUAAAAAUACUAAAUUUAAAGGACUCAGUGGACAUUUCCAAAUGGCUGAUGGGCAGCUACAAACAUCAGCAUACCAGAUAGUUAAUGUGAAUGGCAAUGGUCACAAGGGAAUCGGAUUUUGGACAGCCGAAAAGGGACUCACCAAAGGCUUCAACCUCACUAGUACUACAACUGUCGCCUAUACCACUUCCAAGGACAAUCUUCGAUUAAUUAUAUGGCCAGGUGACACUACGUCUGCGCCCAAAGGUUUUACCUUAGGUGGGAAGAAGUUGAGAAUAGGAGUUCCAGUCAAGAAUGGCUUCACUGAAUUUGUAAAGGUGUAUCGUGAUAAUAAGACUAGGCCUGAAGGUUACUGCAUCAAAGUGUUUGAUGCCGUAAUGGCCAAGCUACCAUAUCCAGUUGCAUAUGAAUUUGUUCCAUUUGAAACUCCCGAGGGGAAGAGUGCAGGCACCUAUAAUGAAUUGGUGGAGCAAGUUUAUAAUGGGAAAUUUGAUGCAGUGGUUGGAGAUAUUACCAUUGUUGCAAACAGGUCAAACUACGUGGACUUCAGUUUUCCUUUCGCCGAGUCUGGGAUGGCAAUGGUGGUGCCACUUAGGCACAAGAAGGAGAAUGCAUGGGUGUUCUUGAAGCCUCUGACUUGGGAUCUUUGGUUAACAAGUUUCUGUUCAUUCGUUUUCGUCGGCUUUGUGAUUUGGGUUCUUGAACAUCGGAUAAAUGUGGACUUCCGGGGGCCCCCUUCUCAUCAGACUGGAACCAUUUUCUGGUUCGCCUUCUCCACUAUGGUCUUUGCCCAGAGGGAAAGGAUUGUGAGCAACUUGGGCAGGUUUGUGGUGAUUGUGUGGUGUUUUGUGGCGCUGAUACUGACUCAAAGUUACACAGCAAGCUUAACUUCAAUGUUAACAGUUCAACAAAUUCAACCCACAGAUUUAAGUGAACUUAUAAAGAAAAAUGAGAAAGUGGGUUGCCAAGAAGGUUCUUUCAUCAAAAAGAUCCUAAAACAGUUGGGUUUUGAUGAAUCUAGAUCAAUCAAGAUCUACAAGUCUUCUGAGGAAUUGGAUGAACUCCUUAGAAAUGGCAGUGUUGCUGCUGCUUUCGAUGAAAUCCCCUACAUCAAGGUUUUUCUCUCCAAAUAUUGCUCCAAAUACACUAUGCUUCCACCAACUAAUAGAACAGAUGGCUUUGGCUUUGCGUUUCCAAUUGGUUCCCCACUAGUAAGUGAUGUCUCAAGAGCACUCUUGAGUGUGACUGAAGGAGAGAAAAUGGUGGAGAUAGAGAAAGCCCUCUAUAAUGAUAGCAAUUGCCUAAAUUCCAGCAACUCGCUUUCUUCCAACAGUGUCAGCCUCGGUGUUGAGAGCUUCUGGGGCUUGUUCCUCAUUGCUGGCUUGGCUUCACUUUCAGCUCUCGUUAUAUAUACCAUCGUGUUUACACAUGAGCAUAAACACGUAUUAAACCAGCUUGAGCCCAAUGCUUCAACAUGGGAAAAGAUCAUCGCGUUGGCUAAUAUGUUUGACAAAAAAGCCCUCUCUAGCCAUAGUUUCAAGAAGCCUAGAUUUCAAGACGGGAACACCAAUGCCGAGUUCCAAAAUGAAGUUCAUGAAAUCUUAGGACGCCAUGAAUCUAGUAUGGAACAAAUCCAUGCUACCCUUCAGAUCAUAUUAUCUGAGCUUCAAUCCCUUCGUGCCUCACAGAAUUGUAUCAAUAACCACCCCGAAACAAACUCCUUUGCUUCUACUGAAUCCUCCCAACAAGUACCUACUGUCAACUAAUCACUCCCAACCUUCCACGGACCGUAGUCAUCAUCAUCUCAGACUGAAUUUCCCCAAAUUUAAUGGAGAAGACCCACAAGGAUAGAUCUAUAAGGCAGAGUAAUAUUUUGACUUCAAGGAGGUGGCUACCGAACAACAAGUCCAACUUGCCUCUUUUCACCUUGAAGGAAUAGCGCUUCAAUGGCAUAGGUGGCUCACCAAGUUCAAAGGACCAGUAACUUGGACAGAAGUCACUAAGGCCUUGCUGCUUCGUUUCAAUCCAACCAACUAUGACAACCCUUUUGAAGCACUCACAAGACUAAAGCAAAUCACCACCGUUUCAGUAUAUCAAGAAGAAUUCAAGAACCUCUCCCACCAAGUCGAUGACUUACCAGAAAUGUUUUUAAUCGGUUGUUUUAUUGCAGGACUCAAAGACGAAAUCAGGUUGGACGUCAAAAUCAAACAACCUCGCUCACUAGUUGAUGCUAUUAGAAUGGCCCAAGUGGUGGAAGAAUACAAGAGCUUGCAAAGAAGAGGGGAUAGUUCCUUCAGGUCCUCCAUCCUCGACACCCCACCCAAGUCAAAGAACAACAACACAGCUAGAGUAUGAGGUCUCCCACCAAUGUUCAAGACCGACACCAACGUCAUUAACAAUGCUAGUCCCCCCAAAGGAAUUACAAGCCAAAAAGCUUGAGAGCAUAGGAAAAAAGGCCUAUGUUAUUUCUAUGUUGAGAAAUUCCUUCCCGAACAUCGGUGUCAAUGAGCUCAUCUACUCAUUCUUGAAGACAUACCCGACUUCAUCCUUGUGGACAAGGAUAAUUUGAGUGGAGGAAAUGAUACAUGCAACAGCCAUGCAGCCCAUGCACGACACGAACUAGAGUAUGGUUAGUGGAAAAAUGAGAGUUCAGCAUGACUUGGUCAACUCUGUUUAGUUUUUUUAGUGGAUGUUUAGUUGUUUUAGUGAAUUAGUAUUGUAUUGAUUUUCAGCAUGAGUGGCAAAUGUUUUCUGUAUUUUGUAAUUUUAUAGUUAUCCUUGUACAUCUAUAAAUAUAGACUGAAUAUGAAGUGAAUGGGGGUUGAGA
Molecule: messenger RNA, 4083 nt
Organism: Diospyros lotus (date-plum)
Lineage: Eukaryota; Viridiplantae; Streptophyta; Magnoliopsida; Ericales; Ebenaceae
Product: glutamate receptor 2.3-like
Exons: 5
Coding region: 131-3022 (963 amino acids)
Cellular component (GO): plasma membrane
Molecular function (GO): glutamate-gated receptor activity
Source: RefSeq, a predicted model, not a curated record